Molecule: messenger RNA, 590 nt
Organism: Triticum aestivum (bread wheat)
Lineage: Eukaryota; Viridiplantae; Streptophyta; Magnoliopsida; Poales; Poaceae
Exons: 1
Coding region: 74-379 (101 amino acids)
Source: RefSeq, a predicted model, not a curated record
CAGUACUCACUCACACAAGACAUCUCUUCUCUCCACAUCUCCGGCUCCUAUCAAUCAGCUCAACCACAGUACCAUGGAGUCCUCGUCGCCGCACUCGCCGCCGUCGCUGCGCCACAAGCUGCGGACCACCGUGUGCGGCUGCUUCGGCUCGCCGUCGUCACCCGGCAGCAGCGGGGAGAGGCCGCAAAGUGGCGGCAGGGCCAAGUGGAGAAGGCGCGUGGCGGCCGCGGGAGAAUUUAGGUACGACCCGCUCAGCUACGCGCUCAACUUCGACGACGGCGACACCGACGCGGACGACAACGCCUUCCGGCACAGAAACUUCAGCUCGCGCCUGCCGCCUUCGCCGGCGCCGGCCUCCCGCGCCGUCGCCAUCGCCUGAAGUCCUUUGCUGCUUCUGUAGCUUUUGUCUCUCUGAUUUUUCUUCUUCUCCGGGUGAGACUAAAUCAGUUCUGUAAAAUACAGCCGUGCAAAUCGUGGCGUGGUAGUAGUAGCAGUCUACCAGUAGCAUCAUUGUAUACAUAUAGGAAUCCAUAAAUGACAAUUGUAAUGUUCCGUCGGUCCUCAAUGCAAAGAUGAAUCCAUAAUUGUAA